Scheffersomyces amazonensis is the source of this 888-nucleotide messenger RNA. RefSeq names its product putative uridine kinase. The transcript has a single exon. Gene Ontology annotation, biological process: pyrimidine-containing compound salvage. Bases 90 to 860 code for a protein of 256 amino acids. The record is from RefSeq and is a predicted model, not a curated record. NCBI's taxonomy places the organism in Eukaryota, Fungi, Ascomycota, Pichiomycetes, Serinales, Debaryomycetaceae. Gene Ontology annotation, molecular function: ATP binding; uridine kinase activity. Gene Ontology annotation, cellular component: cytoplasm.
AAUUUUUUUAUCGCGAACUUAUUACUAUUUAGAUACUAACUAUGCUAUUUAGGUGGUAUCAAGUAAUUAAUAUAAAAAGUGCGUAAAUAAUGACGGUUAGUACUAACAAAUCCGUGAUAGUAUUAAUCGGAGGUGGACAUGCGGCAGGUAAGAGAACCGCAGCGUUACUUUUACAACAAGAAAUUCAACAAACUCUUGCUAAAGUAGUGCUAGAUGUUCAAAUCAUUAGUUUAAAUGAUUAUAAAGAAGAUUCUAAUAAAACAACUAUAGAUACUCUGAAAUAUUCAAUUAAUAAUUCAGUUGUUACUAAUGCUAAUUUUAAGAAGGAUAAGUUUCCUCCUUUAAAACCAUCAAGAUUUAAUUUUGAAAAGUUAAAGCAAUACUUGACAGAUAAUUCAGAAACAUUACAAGAUCAACCUCAAAAAGUAUUAAUUGUUCAUGGAUUAUAUGCAUUAUAUGAUAAAGAAUUACGAAAUAUGUCUCAAAUUAAAGUAUUUAUUGAUGGAGAUUCUGAUGCUAGAUUAAUUCGAUGGAUAAGACGAGAUGUUCUUGGAGAUAGUCAAGAUAAAACUGAUUUAGAAACUUUAUUAAAUACUUAUGUAUUAGGAGCAAGAGCAGAAAUGAGUGAUUUUAUAUUUCCAACAAAAGAAUUUGCUGAUGUUAUUAUGCCUCGAGGAGCAGAAUCUAAUGCUGUAAAAUUAAUAUUUGAUGGUAUAUUAACAUUUUUAGCCGAUAAACAUUGUCAACCAGAAAGAAUGUAUUUACCUCAUACAUUUGGAGGUAAUUAUUUAAGACCUAAUGAUCCCUUUGAGAGGGAGAAUAUUGAUGGACAAAAGAGUACAUUCUAUGAAUUAAAUUGAUAUACUUACAUAUAUAGAUACUUACAUA